AUUUAUCAUCGCCUGGCUCUGUCACAUAUUCUAUCUCAAUCUGAGCGAUAUAAUUUUUGCGAUUAAAGUGCAUUCAGUGAUUUCUGGGGUGUUUGGAGGAGAGGAUCAGACACCAAUCUCCUCAGUACUUAUCUUACUCAGCUGGUCGCGUCUUUGGGUCAAUGUCACGCAGGAAAAAUUACCGGGAAAGUGACGAAAGCUCCAAUGCAGAGAGAGACCUUUUUGCUAUAUAUCGUGAGAAAUAUCUCGGUGUGUGACUUAAAUGUGUGACUAUCAGUUGUCUUUUCUGGAAGUGACUGGCAGCAUCUCUUCCCUCGGAUGUGGUUAGAGUUUGGAUGAAAAUUUUUAAAAGACGAUAUUUGUGUUGGAAGAAUAAAAGGAAAAACACUGAAUGAGUGAGACAACAAUUCCCAAAAAUUGUCUCCUUCACUUUGAACAAUCAAUUGGCAUAAAUUACCCACAGCGACAUUUUUCGUGACUUGCCGAGGAUGAUUGAUUUGUGAUUUAGUGAGCAAAUUUACUAGUGUGUCUCUUGUGAUAUUUUCAUCCAAAAAUCCAAACAUUUUUAUAUACCUUUGUUAUUUUCCCGCCACUUUUGCCUAUUUGUACACCUUUUACGACAGAAUCACCGAUUCGCGAGUGUUUUAGACAAAAUUUAUUCUUUUUGCUUAAUUCUUUUAUGACGAUUUGACACACUUUUUCCCAUUCGGCGUGACAAUGAGUUUCCGUGUAAAUUUGUUGGAGAAGAGCGACAGGAGGAGGAGAGUUGUGAGAACAGUGUCGGAAUUAUCACCACUCAAUCCGCCACCAUCGUACGAAUCCACAAGUCGUGAUCAGGGAAAUUUCUACGGUAGUACCUUUUCCUGGGGGGCUUUCCGGCGGAACAAGAAAUCCCAUUCAGCACAGACUCUCAAUCGGUGUGAGUCGAUGGGGGCAUUCGGAUAUAGAACCCUACUGCAGUAUGUGGAUUCUAAUGACUUGCAAGGACUCAAAACACUUCUGGACACUCGACAUCUGCCGGUGGAUGAUCGAGAUGAGAAUCAGACGACGAUACUCAUGGUGUGUUCAGCACGUGGGAUGGUGUCCUUUGUUAGGGAGUUGAUUGCCCGAGGUGCUGAUGUUCAGGCCGAGGACAUUGACAAUUGGACACCCCUGUUGUGUGCUGCCAAAGCAGGGCAUGUUGAAGUGGUUCAGCUACUGCUAGAGCACGAUGCAAACCAGGAGCAUCGGGAUAUGGGCGGCUGGUCAGCCUUAAUGUGGAGUUCCUAUAAGGGUCACACAGACGUGGUAGCGCUAUUGCUGCAAAGAGGUGCCGAUAUACAUGCCCAUGGAAAUUACCAUCUGGGUCCGUUGCUGUGGGCAGCAGGACGGGGUCACAAAGAGAUUGUGGAAAUGCUGGUUCAGCGUGGAGCAAAAGUGAAUGUUGGUGAUAAGUAUGGAACGACGGCAUUGGUAUGGGCUUGCCGGAAGGGAAAUGCCGAGAUUGUAGACAUUCUGCUGAAGGCGGGAGCAAAUGUAGAUACUGCUGGAAUGUACUCGUGGACACCGCUUUUGGUCUCUGUAGCGGGUGGGCAUCAGGAGUGUGUUACACUGUUGUUGGAGAAAAGACCCAAUGUCAAUGCACUGGACAAAGAUGGGCUCACAGCGUUGUCGAUAGCAUGUCGGGAGGGGCUUCAGGAUACAGCCUCGGCCUUGAUAGCAGCUGGAGCUUAUGUUAAUAUUCAAGAUCGUGCUGGAGACACGCCUUUGAUACAUGCCGUGAAGGGAGGUCAUCGAGGUGUGGUGGAAGCACUCCUUAAGCGGCACGUUGACAUAGACAUACAGGGAAAGGAACGCAAAACAGCACUGUAUACAGCAGUAGAGAAAGGUCAUGCGACAAUUGUUAAGCUCCUAUUAGCCUCGAAUCCGGAUGUGGAAUUAGCAACGAAAGAUGGAGAUACGUCACUGCUAAAAGCUGUGCGAAAUCGCCAUCUGGAUAUUGUGCACAUGCUGCUGGAGAAGAAGGCCAAAGUUAGUGCUGUAGACAGGAGAGGUGAUACAUGUCUUCAUAUUGCUAUGAGAGCUCGAUCGAAAGCCAUUGUAGAGGCUCUGUUGCGUAAUCCCAAGAACAGCAAACUUCUCUACAGAGCGAAUAAAGCCGGAGAGACUCCCUACGGACUGGAUACUGUGCACCAGAAGACGAUUUUGGGGCAGGUGUUUGGUGCUAGGCCAUUGAAUACCAAUGAGGAUUCAGAAGGGAUGCUGGGCUAUGAGUUGUAUUCAUCAGCACUGGCAGAUGUUCUAAGUGAACCUACUCUUACAACACCCAUUACAGUGGGCCUGUAUGCAAAAUGGGGGAGUGGGAAGAGUUUCCUGUUAGCUAAAUUGAGAGACGAGAUGAAGAGUUUUGCGAGGCAGUGGGCUGAGCCCCCGAUCAAAGCCCCUUGGCUGCUUUUCACUGUCUGCCUACACAUCUGCCUGCUAAUCGGUAUUGUUGUAGGUCUGAGUAGUUGGUCUUAUAUUUGGGGUCUGUCAGCGGCUGGUGGAGCUCUUGUUUUGAUCUAUACUGCCAUCCUGGCGAUCAGGUUUGCCAGUCGAAGGUAUGACGUCUCCUGGGCUUACUCAUUCCAUCAUGGGCUUAUGAAGCGCAUUGGACGUUUGAAUUUGAUAAUGAAGGUGGCAUUUUGUCAUCCACCGGGAGCCCAUGGAGAUCCGCAUGCCAUGCCAGUACGAUUUCACUUUGCUGAGGCUAGCAGUGCUGCGCCUAGUGGUGAAGGAGCUGUUGGUCAUAUGCUCGCUUCCCUCUUUGAAGCCAUUGAGUCUCACUACGGAUCCCUACCGACUCGACUUUUCCGCGCCUUCCGACCCAAACACUCCUCUUCGAGUCACUGGAGAUGGCGGAGAAUGUGUUGCAUGCCCCUGAUCUUGCUUUUUGAACUUGCUCUGGCAGUCAGUGCGGCUGGACUGACCUUGCUCAUUCUCUAUCUUAGCAAUCUCGAUGCUGAGCAUAAUGACGCCAUCGUCAUUGCUCUAUAUGCACUGGGAUCGGUUCUGCUGGUAGGGUUUGUAGGGAAUCUUCAUUCUUGGGCUAAAGCUCUGAGAGCACUGUUCUUCUCCCAGGGAAGACAGCUCAAGAAAGCCAUGACAUCGGCUGAUCAUUCAUCUCUGACAGCCCUAGGUGCUGAAGUCUCCCUCAUGGCUGAUAUGAUCAGGUGUUUGGAUGCAUUUACCGGUCAACAGAGUCGUCUUGUUGGAGUAGUUGAUGCUCUAGACUCGUGCGAUACUGAGAGAACUCUGACAAUGCUUAAUGCAAUUCAGACGCUUCUUUCAUCACCAAAUCGUCCUUUUGUAUUACUUCUGGCUGUGGAUCCUCAUGUGAUCGCCAAAGCAGCAGAAGCUAAUAGUAGACGCUUGUUUACGGAGGGAGGAAUUGGUGGUCAUGAUUUCUUGCGCAAUCUCGUGCAUUUGCCGGUGUAUCUGCAGAAUUCGGGGUUGAGGAAAGUGCAGAGGGCUCAGAAUACUGCCUUGGCGUACCGAAGGAACAUCUCCGAUGCUGUUGAUGAUCCAAUUUUGAGUCAUUCGGCAUCGGCGAGGCGUCUGUCAAAUGCUUCGGAGAUUAUGUCGAGUCAGGAAAAGCUACGAGCUCCGCCGGGAACUUCGCGUGGUGGAUCGAAGAAGUUGAGGUUAUCGGAUUCAGUAGCCAGUUCUAUUGGUUCAAAUCUCCACCGAGUUGGACAGAAUCCACAGGGAACACUGGAUAUGUCUAAGAUUCUCCUGACUGAUGAUUACUUCAGCGAUGUGAAUCCGAGAAGCAUGAGACGCUUGAUGAAUGUGAUCUACAUUACAGUUCGUCUGCUCAAAGCAUUCCAAAUUGACUUUAGUUGGUAUCGUCUCAGUUCGUGGAUCAACUUGACGGAACAGUGGCCAGUGAGAGCGAGUAUGAUUGUGCUGCAGCAUGAUCAAAAUGGUGAAUCUUUGGAUGAUUCGACAUCUCUGCAAUCUGUCUAUGACAAGGUUAGACCCAAAAUUAGCUGUCUGCGAGAAGCUGCAGCUCUUUUGGAACUUGAUCGGGAUGAGAGGAAACUCGAUGCAUUUCUCCAGCUUCACAAGUCUGACCUACUUGUGGCUGAUUUGAGAAUAUUCCUUCCUUUUACCAUCAAUCUCGAUCCCUAUCUUAGAAAGGUCCUCAAAGAGGAUCAACAAGCAAUGGAGGACGAGGGAAUAAUCAUUCCAAUAAAACCAAAUGCACCAUUAAAUCCUCGUUCCAGUCUUCCACGCUUUCCGCAGCCUUAUCCGCCUUAUCAGAAUAUCUUUGCAGCUGCCACAAAUCCGGCAAUUCCUUUGUUAACUUACCAGUCCUACCAUGCAAAGCCACCGCCUGUGCCCACAGUUGAAAGUCUCAAAAAGAAAGUUCAACCACAAUCCAGUGACACAUCACAGACUGCUCUUGCUGACAUUUUGACAAGUGUUCCUGCAAAUUUGCAUCAAAUCCGACUAUCCAAGUUAAAUGUGAACGGCCUCAGUGAUUUACUGCAGCAAAUUGAUGAGCUGCGACCUGCCUUAGAUAAUCUUCUUCCAGCAUUGAAGCAACACUCCAUUUCUGGUCGUGUCUUAAUGCACUGUGAUCUUCAAGAGUUGAAAAUUUUACUUAAUUUAAGCUUUGGUCAUUGGGAAAUAUUCAGAUUACUCAUUAUAACACUGAGAAAUCUGGAGAAACACCAGCCAACAUCGACGGUGCGCGUGCAAGAUGAUGAUAACAUUGAUAGUCAAAAUAUUCAACCACCAACGUCAUCGGCGUCCAACUAUUCGCGCCAAAAACCACAAAGUAUCAUGGAGAAACAGGUGACACUGGAGGAGCAGAUGAUCUGCGGAGCCCUUCAGACACUCAACGAGGAGGCAUUUGAGGAUGUUGUGGGGAGUAGCGAACGAGGUGGUACGGGAAGUCAGACAGCAGAUGGAAGGGCAUCACCAACGCCCAGUUGGUCAGCAUCGCCAUCCAUUGUGCGGCGAGAGCCUAUCCUAAAGCCACGAGGAAGUGUUAAGUCGGAGAAAAAAGUGUCCAUCAAAAAUGAGAUUCCCAUUAACAUUGAGUACAUAGCGGAAAAGAGGCAAGGAUCUUCGGGAUCCUUCGGAAAGAUCCCAUCUCCCGGUCCAAUUGCAGGAAGGCCUGUGGCUCUGGUUUAUUCAACUCGAACUGACAAAGCUGAUCGAGCUGAAAGAGCCUUCAAGAUGGCACGUUCAUAUUCCUUUGACAAUGACUCAAUGGACAAGGGAAUUGAGCUGAAAGAUGUUUCUGCCUCUGUGGAAGGUACUUCGGCAGAUGAAGAAGUUCAACCUCUGGUCAGUUCCAAUGUCACAUCACCCAAAUGAAGAUCAAGAGAAAUUUACUUCUUUCUGGCAAAAUCCCACGAAAAGCUUUCGCACUUUCGAAAAUGGGUCUUUCCCACCUUUCUUUUUUGGUUAUGUUUUCUUUAUUAAAGUGUUUGACUAGUCAUCGCAAAAAUUGAUGCCUUUCGCAAACAUUGCGGAAAAUCCAAAAUGAUACUGUAGCAUAGAUCCAAAAAAAAAAGAGUUAAACUUCGCCAAGGGGUAAUUAACACGCAACAUUUAGUAUAGUUUCGAAGAAUUUUGUAAAGAAAUUAACACUGCUCACUAAGUGUAUUAAUCGAAUAUUGUUUAGCUAUUUUUCGAAAGUAUUUAGUUAAGUCUUAGAAAUUGAUUUAUAAUUAAUAGAAGUAAGUGGUCAUAGAAUAAACAACUUUUUAGUUACUAAAAAGAUCGGCAAUGAAGUUUUGCAAUUUGAGAAUCUAAUGCGGAACGAACAAUUGCGAGUAGAGACACUAACGGUGGUCUUGCAAACUACGAAUGAUAAAAAGAGUUACUGGGAAUUAAAUAGUAAUUAUUAUUAGUACAAAAUUAUGAAAAUCGUAUCGAAUAAAGUUACCCAGUGUACUAAAUAUGGUUAUCAAAAUACAUUUAAUUAAGUUUUUAAAUAUUUUUCCUAAUUUAGAUAAAUAUUUUAGAAAAUUUUUUAAAAAUAAUUAGAUUAUCGUGAAAUAUGAAGAAUUUCCACAGCGAUUAGUUAGAUUGUCGAUCUAAUAUUAAGUUUAUUCAUUUUUAAUGCAAUAUUAUGUUUAUUUUUAAGCAUUAUCGAAUGAGAAUUGAAUACCUUCAAAAUUAUGAUCUUCAAUAAUAUCCUAAUUUUUUUUAUAGUAUGUUUAAUUACCUGGUAACAUAGGUUAAGCUGUUAUUGAAUUUGACCCGUUUUCAUAAAUUUGGUAAGUAGGUUAAUUGAUGAUAGGGUACUCAUUAAGUACUUAUUAAGUACUUAAAGGGUUGGCCGGUUAGUGUCUUUGAUGUAAAUUUUUCCAGCAGAAACUCUAGUUUAAUUUACAUUGAAAGGUUUAUUUGAAAUAUGGCAAAAUUAGUUACCAAUUUGAUGACAUUUUGUUUGUCAUAAAUUUCAGUAUUAGCAGACCCCAAACUGGAAGAUUAUGAUGCUAUAUAAAUGAAAAAUGAACGUGUUUCUUUAGCACUUUACUGUUCUCAAAUGCUUCUGUAUCACCGACUUUUCUUUGAAUUAGUUCCUCUCUCGACUGUUUUUCCAAGUGUUUUUCGUGUCCGAAAACCACCAAUCAAUUGAGAUGGGAAUCAAUACAAACAAAAGUCGAUUAUAGAUAAGCCCUUGAGAACAGUGAACUGCUAAAAAAUGUUCAGGAGAACGAUUUCCCCUUUUUUGGCACAUACUUUUUUUUAGCACUUUUCUUUUCGCAAGUGCUUCUGCACUAUCGACUUUUGUUUGCGUUGGUUCCUAUCUCGACUGUUACGUGGUUUUAGAACACGGAAAGGAUUUGGAAAAACUGUCGUGACAGGAACCAACACAAAACAAAGUCGAUUAUUUAGAAGCACUGGAGAACAGUAAAGUGCUACAGGAAUUUGUUUACGUUUCAUUGGAAUAUUAUCAUUAACCUAUUUAGCGAAUGUCUUUAACUUCUAAAGAUAAAUACGUAACGAGAAUUUCGAGAACGCAAUCAAGAAAAUGAAAUAUUUCUAAAAUAUUUUAUGUUAAUAUUUCGUUUAAAUCAUUAUAAAGAAAUAAUAGAACUUAAAUUUUGUGAUUAAGCAUGAGUUCUUGAAAGGUAAUUAGAACUAAGACACAUUGAUAGCCAAUAGCACAUACAAAUAAUGAGCGAAGACACAUACCAGUAUUCCCAAGCAAUUGCAAGAUAUCGAAAUAAUUUUUUUACGAAUCGCUUUCGGCUUAUGUAAGUCUUACAUGAAACUUUGAAAAUUUGCACAGAUAUGGCAUUAAUUAGUUUAAUUAUGAAACUUUUGUGUAAUUGGGAUUUUUUUCUUCAAUGAAAACACGAUAAAUCGCAUUUUCUUAGCCAAGACACAUAAUAGAAGGUUUUCUAUGUUCUUGUUUUUGGAAUUUUUGUCUUUGUCGUGAAAGUUUUUUAAACUGUAUCAUGAAAAGUCUUGCAAAUUAUACCUGACAGAUACAAAGUUCAUUCCAUCAUAGCGUUGGUUGAUGAAUACGAUUUGUGGUGUGUAUCUUGGCUUAAAAUAAAUUUUUAGCGAAUAAUUUAUUUCGUCGUCGUUUUGGUUUCUGAUUUUCUGUGUUACUUCGUAGAUUUUUAAUUUAAAAUCUUAGAUACAAGAUGUUUUAACAAAACGUUUACUGACUAAAUUGAAUUUGUAGUCUCAAAAAUUAUUAUUAUUAAAUAAAUGAAAUUGCAUAUUUUAGUGUUAAAAUCUUAAUAACAUAAUAGUUUUUAUCAAACAAAUUUAUUAACAAAAAAAUUGAAGAAGAAUCAAAAAUGAGACAAAAAUAAAAAGAAAGAUCACCAUCGACUGUAAACCAUUAAACUUACUAAGCGGAGACACACACCAUAAAAGCAUUGUCUGAUUUUUUUACAUUUUGUCUGAGAUUCCUGAUUUCUUUCUAAUUCAUAAAAUGGUAUGUAAGCGUAAUUUAUGCUAAUGAAAGGCUAAUUUUUUUUUUUAUUUUCUGUUAGAAUACCUAAGUUAUUGUGACAUUGAUCACCUUUCUGGUAUGUGUCCCGGAUACUCAUUUUGUAGUUACCACUGUCAUUGUGUUUAAGGCCUAAAAAAGCAUUUGUGAGGUAGAACAAGUGUUCAAAUUAAGUUUAUUUAGAUUCUCUAAAGUUACUUAUCCCUUGGCAUAAUCUUGACUAAAGUGCGCGUAACUUCGGUACAAAGUAGAUUACUUAAUAUAACUUUAGGAACGUUCUAUAUAGACAACAAACAGCAAAGAAACUAUUUUAGCAAUACUCUCAAAAGCACCUAAUUUCUCAGUUGAGAAUUAUUUAAACGUGUAACUGCGGAUACUUAAUGACAGUGAUUAAAUAAAAUCAAUGAAAAAAUA
Molecule: messenger RNA, 8368 nt
Organism: Phlebotomus papatasi
Lineage: Eukaryota; Metazoa; Arthropoda; Insecta; Diptera; Psychodidae
Gene: Arms
Product: kinase D-interacting substrate of 220 kDa
Exons: 11
Coding region: 718-5349 (1543 amino acids)
Molecular function (GO): protein binding
Source: RefSeq, a predicted model, not a curated record